UGGAAGCUCUCUAAGCGUUUGCCAAAGGGGGUGGAGGAAAGGCAAGCCUGUCAAGCAGUACUGCAGCCUCAGCCUGCUCCCAUGCUCGGAAAUGCUGCUGCAACUUGGAGAUUUCCAUAAGGUUUAGCUGCCGUCCAACUUCUGCAACUGGGCUCGUGCACAGUAAAGUCCUGGAGGCACAGAAGGGAAUCUCCUCCAGGGCAGGAGCUUCACCAUCUCCUGGAUUUUUGCGAAUUCGGGACAAAAGGUUUUGUGCAAAGGGCAAGGACGCUGCCCAUGUGGAAUGAUGGCUGCUCUCAACCAGCAUGGUUCAAGUUGGAAUAUUGCUGGGAAUGAAGUGUGUGCUUCAUGUUUGCUGCAUCUGCCAGCCAGCCAGUGCUCAGCUGUCACUGCUCCUUCAACCAGCUGUUCAUUUUAAUCACUGCAUUUAUAACUUGUGCUCCACAAAUGCCGAGUGGCCAGUCUGACCGAUCUAUUGCUGGAUUUUUAAGAACAGCUAAAGAUCCUUUAGCCUCUGGUUUGGUUUUGGUCUUGUCAAACCAGACUGGAUCUUGAGAUUCUCGUUCUAACUAGCCCUGUUUAGAAUUUUGUUAAAGGGAGUGCAGCAUUUGCUGGGAGUCUUCAUAAAGUGGAGUCAAUAGGACUUUGUUCCCUUUAAGUGGAGGAGCAUAGUGUGCAUUGUAACCCUGCUCUGUGGUGGGAGACAGACUGAAAGUGAGCUUGCUGUGAAGUGAUUCCAGUACAGCCAGGGGAGAGACCGAAAGGAGCUGGUAUUGCAAUUAGCUGAAUGCUUUGAUAGAGAAUAGCAAACAUGCUUUGUGGACUGAAAAAGGAUUUGCAGUCAGACUUCGAUGAUGGCCCUUACUCGAAGGGGAGCAAAGACUCAAGUGGACUGGACACAGCCCUCGUCUCCAGAAGGCAAAGCAUUCCAGAGGAAUUCAGAGGGGUCACCAUUGUGGAGCUGAUUAAGAAAGAAGGAAGCACCCUUGGCUUAACUAUAUCCGGUGGCACAGACAAAGAUGGAAAGCCAAGGGUCUCAAACCUGAGGCCAGGAGGACUGGCAGCAAGAAGUGAUCAGUUAAACGUUGGAGACUACAUCAAGUCAGUGAAUGGGAUUAACCUGACUAAACUGCGGCAUGACGAAAUUAUAAGCCUGUUGAAGAAUGUAGGGGAAAAGGUGGUACUGGAGGUGGAGUAUGAACUGCCCCCAGCUGCACCGGAGAGCAGCUCUGGCAUUAUUCCAAAGACCAUAGAGGUGUGUCUGUACAAGGAGGGCAACAGUUUUGGCUUUGUGCUAAGAGGGGGAGCCCAUGAAGAUUGGCACAAAUCCAGACCAUUAGUACUCACCUACGUGAGGCCAGGUGGCCCUGCAGACAGGGAGGGUUCCUUGAAAAUCGGGGACAGGCUGCUGAGUGUUGAUGGGAUUCCCCUUCACAGCAUAACUCAUGCUGAUGCACUGAACAUCCUGCGUCAGUGCAGCCAGGAGGCACUCUUCCAGAUCGAGUAUGAUGUCACCAUUAUGGAUACUGUAGCCAAUGCUUCCGGUCCGUUACUAGUGGAAAUAGCCAAGACUCCUGGAUCUACACUAGGAAUUACUCUGACAACAGGCACACAUCGGAAUAAACAGGUCAUAGUCAUUGACAAGAUCAAGCCCGCCAGUGUGGUGGACAGGUGUGGGGCCUUGCACAUUGGUGAUCACAUCCUCUCCAUCGAUGGCACCAGCACAGAGCACUGUUCCUUGUUAGAGGCCACUCAGCUCUUAGCCACCACUUCGGAAAAUGUCAAGUUGGAAAUACUCCCUGCUCACCAGAGCAGACUCCCCCUGAAACCUCCAGACACAGUCAAGGUGCAGAAAAGUGACCAUCACCAUUGCUGGGAUCCCUGUGUCAACUACUGCCACACCCACCAUCCAGGGCACUGCAAGACACCCACCUGGAACCAGACCUCCAACCAAGAUUAUUGCAAAUCUCUGGUUGCUGCCAAUUUCUCAUCGCCCAGCAUGAACACACAAGGUUUCCCCUGCCAGAAUUCGAAUACGCUACCUCGGAGCUCCCAACCCAUGAGCCCGCGUGCCACCAUGAUGAGGAGGAGACAGAGGAAGAAGGACCACAAGAGCUCUUUGUCGCUGGCUUCUAGUACAGUGGGUCCUGGCGGGCAGAUUGUUCACACAGAAACAACAGAGGUGAUCCUAAGGGGAGACCCCUUGAAUGGCUUUGGCCUUCAACUCCAGGGUGGGAUCUUUGCUACUGAAACCCUGUCUUCCCCGCCCCUCGUCCGAUUUAUUGAGCCCGACAGCCCAGCAGAGAGGUGUGGGCUGCUACAAGUCGGAGACAGAGUCCUUUCCAUCAAUGGCAUUGCAACUGAAGAUGGGACCAUGGAAGAAGCCAAUCAGUUCUUGCGCGAUGCAGCACUAACCAACAAAGUUGUGUUGGAGUUAGAAUUUGACGUGGCAGAGUCUGUCAUACCCAGCAGUGGUACUUUCCAUGUUAAACUGCCCAAGAAAAGAGGUGUGGAGCUUGGAAUUACUAUCAGCUCUGCAAGUAGAAAGCCUGGUGAGCCUUUAAUUAUCUCUGAUAUCAAGAAGGGGAGCGUAGCUCACAGAACAGGCACCUUGGAGCCGGGGGAUAAGCUGUUAGCCAUCGAUAACAUCCGACUCGACAACUGCUCAAUGGAGGAUGCAGUGCAGAUUCUGAGGCAGUGUGAAGACCUAGUCAAAUUGAAGAUUAGGAAGGAUGAAGAUAACUCUGAUGAGCAAGAGACAACCGGUGCUAUUAUCUACACUGUAGAACUAAAGAGGUACGGUGGCCCUCUGGGAAUAACGAUCUCCGGAACAGAGGAACCUUUCGAUCCGAUCAUCAUUUCAGGCCUGACCAAACGAGGGCUGGCUGAAAGGACUGGAGCAAUCCAUGUGGGAGACCGGAUAUUAGCUAUUAAUAAUGUGAGUCUCAAGGGCAAACCACUCAGUGAAGCCAUCCACCUACUCCAAAUGGCUGGAGAGACUGUAACGCUGAAGAUCAAGAAACAAACCGAAAGGUCUUAUCCCAAGAAGUCGGGGAGUAUGAAUGAAGUGAGUGACCCAGAAGAUGAACUGACUGACUCUCAGAAAACUAGCAAACUCUCUGAGAUUUACUCCACCACCAUCCCCAGCGUGGACAGCGCUAUGGAAUCCUGGGAUGGUUCGGGCAUUGACGCAGGCUAUGGAAGCCAAGGUACGUACAUACCUCAGGCUGUUGGCAUUGCCCUACAUCCACAUGAAUGGAGACCUAGCAGGCAGAAGAACAGCACCCCUCCUGGGGAUCCCAGGAAGAACUAUCCCUAUAUGGAUGGAAGUUUCAGUGAAGAUGACUGGGACAAACCCACCAGAUAUCCCAACCGCCAAAACGGCCUUGAGACCGCUCACGAGGAUAGUUUUUGGCGUGUUUUUGGAGAAGCUUUGGAGGACUUGGAAACAUGCGGCCAGUCUGAACUUUUGAGGGAGAUCGAGGUAAAUCAACUUGGAAUUGUUCUAACCAGUCCAUUCUCGCCACUUGUAGCCUCCAUCAUGACAGGGAGCGUGCACAGCCUGGGUCUGGAAGGGAGCAAACUGCUCGUGGACUCGGUUAGUGAGUCCGGAUUGAGCCCACUGAGGAAAGGAAACGCCAACUGCUGCGACGAAGGGCAGAGCGACAGCAGCAUCACUCCCACCAAGAAGAAUGAGAGGAAUCUGGAGAUGAGGAAGAUUAAGGAGGAGGUGCAGGAAAUCAUGUCUCCAACCCCUCUCGAGUUGCACAAGAUGACACUCCACAAGGACCCAGAGAGUGAAGACUUUGGAUUCAGUGUCUCUGAUGGCCUGUUGGAGAAAGGUGUCUAUGUAAAUAUGAUCCGUCCCAAUGGGCCGGCUGAUCAGUGUGGCCUCAAACCUUACGACAGAGUCCUUCAGGUAAAUCGCAUUCGAACAAGAGACUUUGACUGCUGUCUGGCUGUUCCAUUGAUUUCCGAGGCAGGAGACAAACUGGACCUAGUCAUUAGUCGAAACCCCCUGGCACUCGCUGCCAAUACCCAACUGGAGGCCAGUGGAGAGUUAGUCCCACAGUCCUUGGGCGUGGAGGUCAAAACAAGCAUGCAGACACUCUGAGGGAGGAUUUAAAUGGAAGGUACCUUUGGGCCCUGCCAUGGUGGAAAAGCUGAUGAGUAUCCAUUGUGGUUUUCUGUUUUUGCACUGGUAACUGUAA
This is a messenger RNA of Caretta caretta (loggerhead turtle), 4211 nucleotides long. RefSeq names its product glutamate receptor interacting protein 2 (gene GRIP2). Gene Ontology annotation, biological process: neurotransmitter receptor transport, endosome to postsynaptic membrane. Lineage: Eukaryota; Metazoa; Chordata; Testudines; Cheloniidae. Gene Ontology annotation, molecular function: protein binding. The record is from RefSeq and is a predicted model, not a curated record.